Xiphias gladius (swordfish) is the source of this 3736-nucleotide messenger RNA. Its product is annotated as RAS guanyl-releasing protein 1-like. The coding region runs from base 499 to 2892 and encodes 797 amino acids. Gene Ontology annotation, cellular component: plasma membrane. Gene Ontology annotation, biological process: positive regulation of GTPase activity; Ras protein signal transduction. NCBI's taxonomy places the organism in Eukaryota, Metazoa, Chordata, Actinopteri, Istiophoriformes, Xiphiidae. The transcript has 17 exons. Gene Ontology annotation, molecular function: guanyl-nucleotide exchange factor activity; calcium ion binding. The record is from RefSeq and is a predicted model, not a curated record.
UGCAAGAGGGGGGCACAUCUCAGAUUUUCCAAAUUGUAUUUAUGUCAAGGACACCCCCCCCCCCAAGAGAACUGGACCCUGGUUUUGUGUGAAUCUAGUGAGAUUUUGUUUUUUCUGAAUAUGAUUUGAUGCAGGUGUGGGCACUGGAAUUUGACUGAAACGGAUCAAAUUAAUAAUCGCUAUCACAGUCUCAAAUGAGUGAGAUGACAGUUACAUGUAUCAACUGCCUCGCUUUUUUUUCUUGGAUCCUCCCCUCGAGAGAGAGACACCUUUGAUUAAAGUUGCAAAGCAUAAAACAUUUAAAGAACACGACUUUCGGACGCCGAGUAGCAGCGGCUGGCGAGGCACUGAGCCCGCUCCGCGCGAGUGACGAGCCCGGCAGCACGGCCGCCCACUCACGGACAAGCUGGGCGAAUCUCAAUUGUGUAACGUUCAUUGACGAGUCAGCACAAUGCUGCUGAGACCGCGGAGGCGCACCGAGCCCAGCAGAGCGGUGACAUGCUCCCAUCGAGGAGAACACAGAUGGACAGCCUAGUUCAGCCGCUCGUCGCCCAGUACCUCGCCAUGGGAUAUCAGUCGAAAGAACACAACCGAAACGAAAGUGUAUCGUCGGAGGAGAAGGGCAAGGACGAUGCUAGAGUGACUCCAAGAUGCAGCUCCAGGUCUAGAGUUUCUCCUCCAGGCCGUCCUCACAGGUUCCACAAACCCAGCCCGGCCCAGACCGCCCCGGGUAAAACCACGAUGUCCCUGGGACACCUCACCAAAGGGGCGAGCUGGGAGGAGCUGAUCCAGGCCUGUCUGCAGUCCUUCGACUCGGAGGGUUGUGUAUGUGGAAGCAGCCACUCGUUGAACAUCACCCUGACCAUGCACCGCCUGCUCAUUUCCUCCAGCGAUCUGCUGGACAAACUUGUGACUUUAUUCAAAACAGCGCUGGACAAUGAGCAACCGACAGAAUGCCAGAGGAUAUGCUACCUCAUCAGGCAUUGGAUCCAGGAAUUCUGGAUGAUGUUCCGGUUGCACCACAGCUUGUCAGACAGCCUGGAGCAGUUCCGGGAGCUGAUCAGAGAGCAGGGACAGGAGUGUCUUUGCUCUCUCCUAGAGACCAAAUGGAUAAAUGAACGGGACUGGUCUUGGAAGGCCAGCCAGAAGAUCAAAGCUAACAGCAGUAAAAAGAGGAAGGUUUCUCUUCUUUUUGAUCAUCUCGAGCCCAUUGAGUUGGCUGAGCAUCUCACCUACCUGGAGUUUAAAUCUUUUUGCAGGAUAUCAUUUGUCGACUAUCAGAAUUACAUUCGAAACUGCUGCAUGAAGGACAUCCCCAUGAUGGAGCGUUCCAUUGCCCUGUGUAAUGGCAUCUCCCAGUGGGUUCAGCUGAUGGUCCUGAGUCGGCCAACUGCUCAGCUGAGAGCUGAGGUUUUCACCAAGUUUAUCCACGUCGCACAGAGUCUACAUCAUAUGCACAACUACAACACACUAAUGGCGGUGGUAGGAGGCCUUUGUCACAGCUCAAUCUCCAGACUGAAAGACACCACCUCACAUGUACCUAGUGAGGUCACUAAGGUACUGAACGAGAUGACAGACCUGCUGUCCUCAUGCAGAAACUAUGACAACUAUAGACAAGCUUACAACAGGUGUACAGGUUUCAAAAUCCCCAUCCUGGGCGUCCACCUUAAAGACCUGAUUUCAGUAAAUGAGGCCAUGUCAGACUACGUGGAGGACAAUAAGGUCAAUGUCCAGAAGCUCCAGGCACUCUACAGCCACAUUAACGAGCUGAUCCAGCUUCAGCAGAUCCCACCCAAGCUGGAUGCUAACAAGGACCUGGUCCAUCUGUUGACGCUGUCCUUGGACCUUUAUUACACUGAGGAUGAGAUCUAUGAACUGUCUUACGCCAGGGAACCCAAGAACUGUAAAGCACCUCCAGCCACCCCCUCUAGACCUCCAGUGGUUGUGGACUGGGCAUCAGGAGUGGCUCCCAAACCUGACCCCCGAACCAUCAGCAAGCAUGUGCAGAGAAUGGUGGACUCGGUGUUUAAGAACUACGACCACGACGAGAAUGGUUUCAUUUCUCAGGAGGACUUUGAGAAAAUUGCUGCUAGUUUUCCUUUUUCCUUCUGUGUCAUUGACAAAGAAAAGGAAGGCCUCGUCAGCAGAGAGGAGAUCACAGCCUAUUUCAUGCGGGCCAGUGUCAUCUGCUCCAAACUGGGGCUUGGGUUUGUCCACAACUUCCAGGAGACCACUUACAUGAAACCCACCUUCUGUGACAACUGCUCAGGAUUUUUAUGGGGUGUCAUCAAGCAAGGUUACAGAUGCAAAGACUGCGGGAUGAACUGCCACAAGCUGUGCAAGGACCAGGUGGCGUUCGAGUGCAAGAAGAGCACCAAAGUGGCCAACGCCAUUGACAGUCCCACACCAGUCACCAUGGGCACCUCAGAGGGUUCAGAAGAAUGUCCUUUCCCCUACCCACCAGAUGACAGCAAAGACUGGAGCCCAGACUCCCCAGUCACCUCCCAUUCGAGGCCCCAGACAGUCCAUAGUGGCACCCAGACAGAGGGACCCCAGUUAUCCUCUGCUGCUCCCGAACCCAGUCGCCUUCAGCCUUCUCUGUUAGUCCCAGCAGCACCCACCCUCACCUCCUGUCCCAGCCCAAUGCCCCAGAGAAAACAGCGACACUGUGCCAAGUGGGAAAACAGAGCUUCUGUUGUGCAAAAGCCUAAAGAACCAGAGGAGGAGAGCAAACCCACCUAUGAAUGUCUGGAAUCAGAUAACCAGAGGCUGCAGAAGGCCAAUGAGACACUACGUAGGAAGCUGAAAGAGACAGAGCGGGAGGUGGAGAUACUAAAGACACUGCUGAAGAGGCACGCUCUCCACCCUGUGGAGGAGGACUCCUCGUCAUAGACUUAAGCAUACAGUAUACUUCACCUUCUCCAGGGAGAUUGCUGCUGCCCCCGUAUGGCAGCAUGCAUAAAUCUGGAUCCCAUAUUUAACUUACUGGUCAUGAACAGUGCAAGUCAUUUAUCAGUAUAAUGAGACCCAGGCAAACUUGGCAUCACGUGGGAUACAAUGCACAUGGCCAGUCGAGGUGUUUUAAUGCUGUAAUGGUGGACUAGUUGAAAAAGCCAAUCAGUAUGUCACCUAUAAUGAGGUUAAGGACAUUUUUAAGGGUGAAGUUGGAAUGAAGUUUCCUGUUUAGAAGUUCAAAAAAAAAAUUAAACGUUGAAUGAAGGAGUGCAGUAUUUAAGAGUGGAAAAUAUAGCAGAAUGUGUUUGACCAAUUCUUGAUCAAUUAAUGGCCCUAGAUAUUUAGGAUAAAAACUUAAAAUGGAAAUCGGGGGCUGCAGUAAAAUGUAUGCGGCUAAAUAUUUUUCUAAAUAUUUGAACGAAAGUUCAGCACCAUCAGAAUGGCCUCAGAUACACAGAACUGUUGUUGUUCUGUAUUAUUGUCCCUGUUCAUAUCAAUGCACAAGAUGUUCUCAGUGUGUCUGUUAAUAUUUAUUGUCUGAAACACUACAUAGCUGAUAUAAAGACUAAGAUAAGUGAACAUUUUGUACAGUAUGCUGGUACUUUAGCUGAAUUAUUUAAGCUUGUGUGUGUUGGCAUCAUAUUGAUACUUUUAUUGUGCAGCCAUGUCAUUUAAUUAUUGUGUGGUCCACUGUAGCAGUGUUGUACUGUGAACAGGAAUCAAGAUAGAUGUGUUCGUACUGUGUGUAAUGUACUGUAAAUAAAAAAAGUAUACACAGUGC